UCUAAAAAAACCCAAUGUAAAACAUGUACCACUGUGUGUUCCCUCCCUAGACCCGGACGGUGACUUUGUCCAGAUGUCCACUGAUGAGGAGUUACAAGAGGCUCUGACACAUAGCUCUACAGGACGGCUCAAAGUCUACAUCAAUGUAGUUGAUGGUCAAUCCGUCAAUGUGGAGCAGAUGAUGGAGGAAGAGGCGGAGCUUAGUACAGAUCCAGAGUCUGAGGUCACUCGUGUACGACACAACAGAGAGGUACCGGCUGCUGUCAAUCACGAGGGUUUGCCCCUCCCACACGGCACGCCCACUUCUCUGUACAGAAUGUUUGGACAGCAAGGCGGUCUUGGAUGUAGGAGGCGAAGAGGCCAGAACCACGGACUCUGGAAGAGAAGGCAAGAGUCACCGGCCGGGCCAUGUGGCCCAUGUGAUGGCCAGAGACAGAUGGCCCAAGGGCCACACGCUGGCGAGCGAGAGAAGAUCAUCGAAAAGCGAGACUGGAAGAAGGCGCUGAGGGAAUCUGUCCCCGUGAGCCAGCGUCGUUGGGCCAAGAUCUACGUCCACAACUGGAGAAAAGAAAACCUCGAGAACGUCAGCACGACGACAUCCAGCGACAGCGGGCAAGAGAAGAAGGGGAAGACCAUGACGAGGGAGGAGGCCGGAGUGCCGGAGGGUUACGAGGUCUGGCUAGUCAAGGUGCUGACCAAGUUCCACAAGAGAUGGGAGACAGCGGAAGUGUGUGCUGCGGGGCAUGAUGGGAGUGAUUCUGACGAGCGUGGCGCUGUCAACAAGAUGGCGACUCUCAGGAAAUCUGUGCCCGUGGAUUUCCGCCGGUGGAUGAGAUGGUACCUGGUCAGACGUUAUGGUAAACGAGCAGCCCCAGAGUUUAGAUGUGGCAGCCCUGGACGUAAAGGUCACAGAAUGGGAAAAGGUCAAGGAGGUUGUGAAGGUCACUCCGGAGGUGAAGGUCAGCGAAGAGGCAAAUUAGGUCUCCGAGGCUGUAAAAGUUUCCCAACGUGUGAACGUCCAACAAUGGACGAAAGUCGCCCAGGCUGCAAAAGUCGCCCACAAGGAUGUAGAAAAGACAAAGCUUCAAACCUGGGAGAGGAUGGCCGGGAGAAAUGGUGGAAGAAAUCCCAGGCCAGUGGAUUCAGGCCUGGUCACUUGGCAAGCCAGGUGUCCAGACAGAUUCGAUCGUGGACCAAACGGUUCAUCCUGACCUGGAGACUGGACCACCAGAUCCCCACCUCUGUACCCGCCCACCUCUCAGACUCGGAGAAGGUCAAGGCCAACAAUGUCAAGGACGCAGGAGUGCCUGAGGACUACGUCACGUGGUUGUUGAGGUUUCUGCCAAGAUGGCAUGUGAGGACGGGUCAGGUGGGCCAGAGCAAAGUGGACGUUCCAGAAGUGAGGCGGGGACAGUUGAAGGAGUUGGUCACCCGGGAGUUCCGAGACUGGGUCAAGCGUUACCUGUACAGACACUACAGUCACUGCCCGGCACAGAGCGGAGUGGAGAGGGGGGAGGAGGAGGAGGAACGAUACCGACGCUGGCUACAGGUCUUCAAGAAGAAAUGGCUAAUGCAACAGUUCACAUCCGGUGACCUUGACCCUCCGUGUCUCAGCAGCAGCGAGGAGGAAGAGGAGGAAAAAGGGGCAGCCACUGUCACCUCUGACCCCGACACGGACGUAGAGGUCAUGGAGUCCUCGAUGAAACGUCUCAGGCUGGGGCGGGAAAUCCCACAGAGAGAUGGUCACUCUGCCGUGACCGCCGGACGUGUCGAUCUUCCGGGUAGUGGCAGUGACGACAACGGAAACGACAAGUUUACAGGGAAAAUGGUGAGAUAUUUAAUGGAGACGAAGUCUGUGUCUUUAUGUUUUACCCUACGUGACGCAUAUCAAAACAGGUUUGUUAUAACAUUCUUGGAAAUAUGUCUUCCCGUUCUUAUUGUUGUUGCUGCUGCUGCAGUUGGUGUUGUUGUUGGUGUUGUUGUCGUCGUCGUUGUUGUUUGCGACAAGCUGAUAGCUGACGCUGCAAGCCUUAUGACGUUGUACUCUAGUCUCAAUUUCUCUGUUGAGACCCCCGUCUUCCGAGAGGAUAUACUGCCAAGAUACUUGAACUCGCUGACUUGUUUCAGCGGAGUUCUUCGAUGCUGA
This is a messenger RNA of Aplysia californica (California sea hare), 2146 nucleotides long. RefSeq lists its product as uncharacterized. Bases 74 to 2146 code for a protein of 690 amino acids. NCBI's taxonomy places the organism in Eukaryota, Metazoa, Mollusca, Gastropoda, Aplysiida, Aplysiidae. The transcript is spliced from 7 exons. The record is from RefSeq and is a predicted model, not a curated record.